AUGCUUACAUGCAUGCAAAAUCAAUUUGGCUUGCAAGCCAAAAUGAACACGACAAGUAAACCUUCACUGACUUCGCUUCCCGCAUCUGCCCCCAUCCUUUCUUCACCUUUUUUCACCUUGCACUCUCUCUCUCUUUCUCUCUCUCUCUCUUUCUCUCUCUCUCUCUUUCUCUCUCAACUCUCUCUUACUCUCUCUCUAAAUCCCUCUUUAAAUCUCUCUCUCAUACUCUCUCUCACUCACUCUCUCUCUCGCUCUCUCUCUCUCUCACAUUUCAUUGAGAAGGUGGUCGCAGCAGCAGCAGCAGCAGGAGAGCCUGGCAGGGAGCUUGCAUACUUGGCUUACUAUCAAUACACCUGCAAGAUGACGACGUGCUUUGAUCAAGUCAAGGGUGGCUUUGUGGUUGGUGGAGCUCUGGGCCUUGCAGCUGGUGGUGUUUAUGGCACCCUGACCUGCAUGAGUGCUGGCUACCGCGGCCGCAAGUUGCUGCGCGGCACGGCCCUCCAGAUGCUAACCUUUGGCGCCACCUUUGGUUUCUUUCUGGCUGUCGGCACGGGCAUCCGUUGCGAGGAGGCGACUCCAGCGCAACCUCUUCCACUCGCGCUGCAGCACCGUCGUGCUCCAGUUGCCGGUUCCAUCUCGACAGUCAACCCCUUCGCCUCAGCCGUGCAACAAUAA
Molecule: messenger RNA, 675 nt
Organism: Monosiga brevicollis MX1
Lineage: Eukaryota; Choanoflagellata; Craspedida; Salpingoecidae
Exons: 5
Coding region: 1-675 (224 amino acids)
Biological process (GO): protein import into mitochondrial matrix; protein insertion into mitochondrial inner membrane
Cellular component (GO): TIM23 mitochondrial import inner membrane translocase complex
Source: RefSeq, a predicted model, not a curated record